AUGGCUUUCAAGCAUGUUUUCUUGAUCAUCUUGGCUGUUAUUUUUCCAAUUGUUGUCUCUGGUAAGGACUUCAUAGUCGGAGAUGAGACCGGAUGGACCAUAAAUUUUGAUUAUGUAGCAUGGGCACAAGGAAAGGAUUUCCGGGUUGGAGACAAACUUGUUUUUCAAUAUCCAAUUGGAGUUCAUAAUGUCUUCAAGGUUAAUGCAACUGGCUUUAUGAAUUGCAUCGUGCCACCGUUGUCACAAGCUCUAACUUCAGUGGAGUAUAUGAGUUUGCCUGCGAGUCAGUACUCUGUGUUGGAUGCAGAGAGUAUUGAGAGAGUUGACAAUAGCACCUUCAGGUGUUACGUAUACAAUUUCAAGUUCUUUGCUGUUGAAGUGUGCCCUGUUUUGUUGGUUAGAGUUGAAGAAAAACCAAAUGGUUUUUGUAUCAAGCUCUUCUCCUGCAAGCUUGAAGGUUCACCAAUUGUGGUUGCACAGAAUGAGAAGAUUGAUGCUUCUAUGGUGAAUAGAGUAUCAUGCGAUAGGAAACAAAGCGACUCCUCGGUGGCUGAACUCACUUCAGAUAUAGUUAUUGAGGUCAGCAUUGAGAUUCCUUUUGCAUUUCGACCAAUUCCCGUGCAAGCCAUUGAAUCAACCGGCACUCAAGUACUAGAACAAAUAUUGAAGAUUAUGCUUCCUUGCUUUAUGGCACAAGUUUGUGAUUUAGAUAUUUUCCCCCUUUAA
Messenger RNA from Camellia sinensis, 726 nucleotides. The record is from RefSeq and is a predicted model, not a curated record. Lineage: Eukaryota; Viridiplantae; Streptophyta; Magnoliopsida; Ericales; Theaceae.